CCGAAGUUGCAGUUAGAGAUAGCUCAUGGUCAUAGACAGACAGUAUCAUAGGCCGAAGCUUCAGUUGAAACAAAUCGUCAAGCAAUAGUUAAAAAUGGAGCGAAACUGAAACCAGAAAAGAAAGGUAGAUGGAAGAAAAAGAAACGUGCUUCGAAUGCCUUGAACGCCGAAUCAAGUCGGAUUGGUCCGAUCAGCUAGUGUUUUGCUAUGGCAUCUCGGAUUCUCCUCUCCCCUUUGGCUACUCCGCUGUCGUUCAGUUCUCUUGUAGUAAUUCUGCUUCUCAAUUCAUCUUGUCCUAUAUUCCUUCUAAUCCGCACCAUUGCUUCUCUAAAUACCUUGAUCAACAUAUGAUCCAAAAUGGAGAAGAAACAGAGGUCAGUUCAGUAACUGGAAACACUAAUUUAUCACAUUUUUUGUUGGGUGAAUCUCAGUUUCUGUCUACUAGGAUGGGAUAUGAAUGUUGUGCUUGUAACCAUUCUGCUAAAUUCUCUUGCUUAAGAACAAUUCCUGCUUUGGCCCCACUUGCUCAUGUUGGUAAUUCUUCUCAUUCUAGUUUUCAAGAGGUUGCUUCUAGCUUCCUAUCUGGGACUUUGGAAGAUCACAUAUUGUCCUCUAUUAAUCUUCUUAUUCAAGGAAAAGCUUCUGGGAGAGACAGUAUAAAUUAUAUGCGUCUACUUGGGAUUCCUUCAUUUGAUGAGACUAGUGUCCCAGGUUGCCUCAGGCAUCCCAACAUAGCACCUGUUCUUGGAUUACUAAAAUCACCUGGCUAUAUUAAUUUAGUGCUUCCCAAAACUCCAUAUACUUUGGAGAAUAUUCUUCAUUACAGCCCAAAUGCCUUGAAGUCAGAUUGGCAUGUGAGGUUUUUGAUGUACCAGCUGCUGUCUGCCCUUACUUACUUACAUUCAUUAGGGAUUCAUCAUGGCAGUAUAUGCCCAUCCAAUGUGAUGCUCACUCAUUCAUGCUGGGCUUGGCUGCGCAUUUGGGAUAACCCUAGGUUAGGAUGCAAUUUAAGUUUCAAACAUGGGAAAUACGGCGCUAACUAUACUCCUUCAAGGUUAGGUUGUUGCACAGAAGGUUGUUCUUCUCAAGGAUUAUAUGCUGAUUUGAAGCUUUCCCCAUCUUUAGAUUGCAAUUCUCAAUUCAAUAGAUGGUGGAGGGGAGAGCUGAGUAAUUUUGAGUAUUUGCUUUUCUUAAACAAAUUGGCUGGGAGAAGGUGGGGGGACCACACAUUUCAUCCAGUAAUGCCAUGGGUAAUAGAUUUUAGCACAAAACCCAGUGAGGACUCCGAUUCAGGGUGGCGGGAUUUAAGCAAGAGUAAAUGGCGGUUGGCAAAAGGUGAUGAGCAGUUGGAUUUCACAUAUUCAACUUCUGAAGUUCCACACCAUGUCUCAGAUGAGUGUCUAUCAGAAUUGGCUGUCUGCAGCUAUAAAGCAAGGAGGUUGCCUUUAAGUGUCCUGCGGAUGGCUGUUCGUGCUGUCUAUGAACCUAAUGAGUACCCUUCUACCAUGCAAAGACUUUAUCAAUGGACACCUGAUGAGUGCAUCCCCGAAUUUUACUGUGAUCCUCAAAUAUUUUAUUCUCAACAUUCUAGUAUGACUGAUCUGGCUGUUCCAUCAUGGGCAGGUAGUCCUGAAAAAUUCAUUAAAUUGCACCGAGAUGCUUUAGAGAGCAAUCGAGUCUCAUGUCAAAUCCAUCAUUGGAUUGACAUUACUUUUGGAUAUAAAUUGUCAGGGCAAGCAGCUGUUGCUGCAAAAAAUGUUAUGCUGUCUUCAUCAGAGCCCACAAAGCCAAGGUCAAUUGGACGCCGCCAGCUCUUUUCUCGACCACAUCCUGCACGUCGAGGAGCUAUGGAGGAAACACGUGAUAGAUUAAAACAGUCAGCUGUUUGUCACCAAGCAAAUGAAAUGGAUAAUGAGAAAUCUUGUCCUUAUAAAACUGCCUGUUUACAGGAGUUGGAAGAAGCAUCUUUAUUUUCUGAACAUGCACGACAUUUGAGUCCUCUCUAUUACCUUGAUCAAGAAAACCUUCUGAAGCAAAGCUCUUCUUUAAAAGAGGCACAAAGUGAGAAUUUGGAGAAAAGUGCAUCAAAUCCACAUGAUAUUAGCAAUUACUGUGGGUUUCCAUUUGAUGUUGAUUUUAGUUAUCUUCUUGAGCAUAUAGAAGUACAGGAUGACGAUUCCAUAGGAUAUCAAGAGUUAAUGCAUUGGAGGCAGAAAUCAUAUUUAUCAAGGACUUCCUCCAUAGAUGCUGCAAAGGACAUAUUUUCUGUGGGUUGUCUCUUAGCUGAACUUUACUUGAGGAGGCCACUGUUCGAUUCAACUUCAUUAGCCAUGUACUUGGAAAGAGGUAUUUUACCUGGAUUGAUGCAGGAACUUCCUUCUCAUGCUAAAGAAAUAAUUGAAGCUUGCAUUGAGAGGGAAUGGAUGAGGAGGCCUUCUGCCAAAAGUCUAUUGGAAUCUCCAUAUUUCCCUUCAACAGUGAAGUCUGUCUACUUGUUUACUGCCCCUCUUCAACUUAUGGUGAAAGAUGGAUCCCGACUUCAUUAUGCGGCAAAUUUUGCAAAGCAAGGAGCACUGAAAGCAAUGGGAACUCUUGCAGCUGAAAUGUGUGCUCCAUACUGUUUACCACUUGCUGUAGCUCCUUUGUCUGACUCUGAAGCUGAAUGGGCUUACAUACUGCUGAAAGAAUUCAUAAAAUGUUUGACUCCAGAAGCAGUAAAGGCAUCAGUAUUGCCUGCUAUUCAGAAGAUUCUGCAGACCACAGGUUAUUCUCAUUUGAAGGUUUCUCUUCUUCAAGACUCAUUUGUUCGAGAGAUAUGGAACCAAAUUGGUAAACAAGCAUAUCUGGAAAUAAUACAUCCUUUGGUCAUAUCAAAUCUAUACAUUUCUCCUCACAAGAGUUCAGCAGCUGCUGCUUCUGUUCUGCUUAUUUGCUCAAGUGAAGAGCUUGGUGUGCCUAUCACAGUUCAUCAGACGAUCCUGCCUCUGAUUCACUGCUUUGGCAAGGGACUAUGCCCUGAUGGAAUUGAUGUGCUGGUCAGAAUUGGUGGUCUUUUGGGAGAGACCUUUAUUGUCAGACAGAUGCUACCACUGCUUAAACAUGUUGCUCAUUCUUGUAUUGGUGUUUCUUGUAUGAAUAAGCCGGAGCCUGUGCAUAGCUGGAGUGGUUUAGCACUUAUUGAUUGUCUAUUGACAUUGGAUGGUCUGGUAGCCUUCUUACCAAGAGAAGCAGUUGUAAAAGACCUAAUUGAAGAUAAGAGUUGCCUACAUGUUCUGGCACUUAUGCAGACAAAUAUAGAGAUUACAGUGCUUCAGGUUGCUGCUACAACUUUAAUGGCAAUAUGUCAGCGGAUUGGACCAGAGCUGACAGCAGUUCAUGUCCUGCCACAACUUAAGGAGCUUUUCGAUGAGCUGGCCUUCUCACAAGAAAGUUUCAAUGGAUCUGGUUCUACUGGUAAAACCUCGAAGGUUUCAAAAUCAAAAGUUAAUGGAGAGUUUCAAAUAGAGAGUCGCAUGGAUCUUGUGUUGCUUCUGUAUCCUUCUUUUGCUUCUCUACUUGGAAUAGAGAAACUUCGUCAGAGUUGUGCUACAUGGUUGCUUCUUGAGCAAUUUCUUCUACGUUUUCACAACUGGAAGUGGGAAUAUACAGGAGAAUCAUCUCGAAGUAUAGAGAAUGUAGUUGCUAAAGUGUCUGCAUUAAGCAAGGGGUCAACAUCUGAUUACAGUCCUGCUAAACUGUUACUUAAUGGGGUCGGCUGGUCAAUUCCACAAUCACAAGGAAUCAGAGGCGCCAAAAACUUGAUGCCGCAGAGACGUUUGCCCAAUGCUCAUCAGAGUUCAGUCCAAACACAUGAAACAUCUUCAAACCAUUUUAAAAGUGAACCGUGGUUUUGGUUCCCUAGUCCAGCUGCUAGCUGGGAUGGCUCUGACCUCCUUGGACGCUUUGGGUGUCCCAAAGAUGAAUUUCCAUGGAAGAUAAGAGCAUCUGUUUUAUCCUCAGUUCGCGCACAUCAAGGGGCAUUGAGAUCUUUAGCAGUUUGCCAAGAUGAAAAUAUAGUUUUCACUGCAGGCAUUGGUCUAGGGUUCAAAGGAACUGUUCAGAAGUGGGAUUUGACAAGAAUAAAUUGUGUAUCUGGAUAUUAUGGUCAUGAGGAGGUUGUAAAUGACAUAUGUCUCUUGUCAUUGAGUGGAAAAAUAGCAUCUUGUGAUGGAACUAUACAUGUUUGGAAUAGCCAAACAGGGAAGCUGAUAUCACUAUUCUCAGAACCAUCCCCAGAUUCCCUGCAUCUUGCAACCCCUUUAUCUUCUCCAUCAAAGAUCAGCGCUGACCAUGUUGAUAUGUUGAAUUCAAACACAUUAUCAAGCGGAGUACUGACUAGUCCAUUUGAUGGAAGCUUGUACACUUGCAUGCACUAUUUAGAGCAUGUUGAAAAGCUUGUGGUGGGCACCGGAAAUGGUUCUCUUAGAUUUAUUGAUGUUUCCCAAGGACGAAAGCUUCAUUUAUGGAAGGGUGAAUUCAGUGAAUCUUCUUUUCCUUCUCUUGUCUCUUCCAUAUGCUCAUGUGGGUCUGACAGAGAGCAAAGAAAUGGAGGUUCUGCUUCAUGGAUUGCAGCUGGAUUAAGUUCUGGUCACUGUCGGUUAUUUGAUGUGAGGAGUGGGAAUGUUAUUGCCUGCUGGAGGGCUCAUGAUGGAUUUGUGACGAAGUUGGCUGCCCCAGAAGAGCAUUUACUUGUUUCCAGCUCCCUUGACAGGACUCUGAGAAUUUGGGACUUGAGGAGAAAUUUACCCACACCUAUCACUUUCAAAGGACAUGGCGAUGGAGUAUCUGCUUUCUCUGUGUGGGGGCAGGAUGUUAUUUCAAUUUCCAGAAAUAAGAUUGGACUUUCCUCAUUAGCUAAAUCUGCUGAUGAAGAUGGGCAACAUCGAAUCAUACCUCAAAAACUCUAUUCCUCGGAUAAUGGAAGCAGAAACAUGUCAGUGCUGUCCAGCAUAAGUAUAAUACCCUUCUCAAGGCUGUUUCUAGUUGGAACAGAAGAUGGUUAUCUCAGAAUCUGUUGUUAGAUGGGGGGAGAUGUUCCCUCUGAUGAAUCACCAAUCCCAUGUCAAACCAAGAGAAGGAAUGGGCUUUGCUUACUACUCUGUAAUUAUGUCUAAAUGUAUGAUUUCUUUUGAAAAUUGAAAAUUACUCUUUUUGGCAAAUUCCUGGUCUCAAUUCUCAAUAAAAAUCCCAGCUUUUUUCAGUACUAUAUAUAAAUUUAUAUAUAAAAUACAAAAAAAAAAAAACAAAAGGCUUGGAUCCUUCCUGCCCUGUCCCGCGUUUCUCUUGUGUUUUGUCUCCUUCUUAAGUGCAAAAGAAAAGUUUGGGUCCUUCGAAUACAAACGAGUUAAAAGAAAAUCAAAACUAGGAAAGGUGAUGAUGAUGAUGUCUUCUUCUGGUAAACAAUCGGAGUCUGAGGCAGCUUCGAAAGCAGGCGCUGCUUCCGUUGAAGACGGCGUUGGCGGCGUGCAAGUCACGACUUUCUCAGAGCUCGUGGAUGAUGUCACCCUCCACUUUCAGAUCAUUCACCUCCCUAAACAGAUAUUUGCAUGGAUUGGCUGUAACUCUGCUAAAUUCGGUGACUUGUAUGCCGCCGCUCCUACACGACCU
This is a messenger RNA of Theobroma cacao (cacao), 5646 nucleotides long. Its product is annotated as protein serine/threonine kinase. Gene Ontology annotation, molecular function: ATP binding; protein binding; protein kinase activity. Gene Ontology annotation, biological process: protein phosphorylation. NCBI's taxonomy places the organism in Eukaryota, Viridiplantae, Streptophyta, Magnoliopsida, Malvales, Malvaceae. The record is from RefSeq and is a predicted model, not a curated record.